Glossina fuscipes is the source of this 1135-nucleotide messenger RNA. Its product is annotated as methionine aminopeptidase 1D, mitochondrial. NCBI's taxonomy places the organism in Eukaryota, Metazoa, Arthropoda, Insecta, Diptera, Glossinidae. Bases 77 to 1012 code for a protein of 311 amino acids. Gene Ontology annotation, biological process: proteolysis. The transcript is spliced from 4 exons. Gene Ontology annotation, molecular function: metalloaminopeptidase activity. The record is from RefSeq and is a predicted model, not a curated record.
UUAAUUAAGGUUUCAACAACAUUGUUGUUCGCAGCUUUUUGUUUUCGUUUCGAAUUAAGAUUAAAAUGUUAAAAAAAUGAAGAAAUUGUUUUUAAAUUUAUCUGUCGGCCGCAUUAUUCAGCGACUUUCCAAAAAAAAAGAAAAUUUUGGUCGUUUUAAUAAGGUUGUAUUGGGCAAUGUGUCGCCAGAACGUAGUGUGCCACUUCACAUUGAAAAACCAGAUUAUUAUUAUUAUUUCAUGCCACCGGGAGAUACCUCCUCUGGAGAACCAGAAAUAAAAACUGAUGAACAAAUUCAUCAAAUGCGUGUCAGUUGCAAGUUGACAGCGAAUACUUUAAAAGCUUGUGAAGGCAUUAUAAAGGCUGGAGUAAAAACUGAUGAGGUCGAUGCAUUUUUACAUGAACUUAUAAUAUCGUCGAAUGCCUAUCCGUCACCUCUACGUUACGCUGGCUUUCCGAAAUCUAUUUGUACGUCGGUAAACGACGUCGCUUGUCAUGGCAUUCCUGAUGAUCGGUGUCUAGUGGAUGGCGACAUUGUUAAUGUUGAUAUUAGUGUCUAUUAUGGUGGCUAUCACGGAGAUUGUUCGAAAACUUUUUUAGUGGGUAAUGUUGAUGAAGAGGGUUGUUAUUUGGUGAAAAGCACCGAAGAGUGCUUGAAUGAAUGCAUAAGCUUAUGCCGGCCUAAUGUAGAAUUUAAUGCUAUAGGCAACUACAUUAACAAAUUUUGCAAUGAAAAAGGGUUAAAUGUCAUUCCCGCAUUUAUAGGACACGGAAUAGGUACUUAUUUCCAUGGGCCGCCAGAAAUUUUACAUUUUAAAAACAAUUUUCCCGGUGCCAUGCAGCAUGGUAUGACGUUCACAAUUGAACCAAUUUUGACUUUCGGAGGUCCUGAGGUGGAAAUUCAAAAGGACGGCUGGACAGCAACAACGUUGGACGGCGCAAGAACAGCACAAUUUGAGCAUACUAUUCUUAUCACUGAAACUGGGGCAGAAGUGCUAACAAAACCUGAUUAGAUAAUCACUUCAAAUAAACUGAAAGUUCUAUUUUCAAUAUUUAUAUACUAAAGGAGCGCGAUUAUUUGUUUCUCGCAUAAAUAUAAAAAAUCUCAAAAAACAGGUUCAGUAUCUAAACAUAAA